Molecule: messenger RNA, 2802 nt
Organism: Striga asiatica
Lineage: Eukaryota; Viridiplantae; Streptophyta; Magnoliopsida; Lamiales; Orobanchaceae
Source: the annotation of a GenBank genome assembly
GUCACGGAAUGAAAUGAUUUGAGCUAAUGUUCAUAAUCAGAGAAGUGCACAGUUUCCAUUUUCCUUGAGUCCCAUUUUCUGGGAAACGAAACGCUCUAAUCUGGGAUUUACUUCUCCGACGAAUGCUCUUGUCUGCACAUUCUUUUUCGGGUGUGGGGUUGGGUAUUGGUUGCUUUCCUUUGCGUCCCUCCCUCUCUCCCUCCUCAAUAUUCGCUCUCCUUCUCUCUCUUCCUUUUUUCUCUUCCCAUGUAUAUUUAUUAUAUAUAUAAAUAAAUGUCAGAUUGGAUUAUAUCAGAUUAGAUUAGAUUAGAUUAGACACAUGUUAACUUGUUGCAAGACUCAUCGCAAUUUUUCUUCAUUCACCAUCUAAACAAAAAGACAGUGACUACAGGAAGAGAAAGAAGAUGUCGGGAGUUUGGAGAUGGGGAAAAUUAAAAGAUAUGGCAACGAAGAAAGGUAAUGAAGGUUGGUGGCGGAUGUGGAACAAUUCCCGUUCCAAUUCCCAUUUCGAGGUGCCAAAGCGAAGUUUAGUGGUGAAUUGCUGCAGCCUUUAUGUGAGGCAGCAACGGCCGAUUGGGAUUGGAGUGCAACAGGAGAGAUACAAGUGGGACAGUGGCGCCGGUGCCGGCGAGCAGCACACUGCUCGGAGAAUUAGAGCGGAGGCAAAUUGCCCUCGCUGCUCUAAGCAAAUGGAUCUCCUUUUCACCAACCGCUCGCACCACCUUAUUCCUCCCGCCCAUGCUGCUGCUGAUGCUCUUCCCAAUACUAAUACUACUGAUAGUAGUAUCAGCCAUAGUAAGAAGACCAACAAUUCCUCCACCAACACCAAUACCAAUGAUAAGGAUGUGGGCAACAGCGCUUACCAGGCUGUUAAUCUUUGCCCCAGUUGUAAGACAGCUUACUACUUCAGGCCGUUCAAGAUGUCUCCUCUUCAGGGGAGUUUUGUUGAGAUUGGUCGAGUGAAAAACAAGAAAUCUAAUUCAGAGUUAACUGUUGAUCCUCGAGACAACUACGGAAAGAGGCUCCGUCCAUCCUUCUGGGAGACCUUGAGAUCAUACGGUAGUGAGAACUUGCCUCCACCUCCGGCCCCAUCCUCAUCAGGUAAUGGGAUUGCUGUGCAUACUCCACCUGGUCCACCUUUUGCUCCCGGUGUUGAUGUUGUUCGAGCAUCACCAAACGGCAAGCGUGGUGGUGGUGCUAAUAAUGGUGCAGAGAAGAGCACCUGGGGUGGGUCUAAUCUUGGUAAGAAUUUGCCCACACCAAAGGAGAUAUGUAAGGGACUAGACAAAUUUGUUAUUGGCCAGGAACGUGCAAAAAAGGUGCUUUCAGUGGCUGUGUACAACCACUACAAAAGGAUUUACCAUGCCACCUUAGACAAGGGGUUAGUGGCUUGGAUUUCUGUUUUGGAUCCUAAUACUAGGUCGGAAUCUGAAUCAUCCAGAUUAGAUGAUGAUGAUGAUAAUGUAGACUUGGAGAAGAGCAAUGUGCUUUUAAUGGGGCCAACUGGGUCAGGGAAAACGCUGCUUGCAAAAACGCUUGCUCGAUUUGUCAAUGUGCCUUUCGUCAUUGCAGAUGCAACAACUUUGACGCAGGCUGGUUAUGUUGGCGAAGAUGUUGAAUCAAUAUUGUACAAAUUACUCACUGUCGCCGAGUUUAAUGUGCAAGCAGCACAACAAGGGAUGGUGUACAUAGAUGAAGUUGAUAAGAUAACUAAGAAGGCUGAGAGCUUAAAUAUCAGCAGAGAUGUUUCUGGUGAGGGUGUUCAGCAGGCAUUGCUGAAAAUGCUUGAAGGGACUAUAGUAAAUGUUCCCGAAAAGGGGGCUAGGAAGCACCCUCGGGGCGAUAAUAUUCAGAUAGAUACCAAAAAUAUCCUUUUCAUUUGUGGAGGAGCAUUUGUCGAUUUAGAGAAAACUAUUUCCGAAAGACGGCAGGAUUCGUCAAUUGGGUUUGGAGCUCCAAUACGUGCUAACAUGAGAUCAGGUGGAGUUACUGAUGCUGCUAUCACAUCAUCCCUUCUCAAAUCUGUUGAAAGUAGUGAUCUGAUAGCUUAUGGCCUCAUACCGGAAUUUAUUGGGCGUUUCCCAAUUUUGGUUAGUUUGUCAGCCCUCACAGAAGACCAACUUGUUCAGGUCAUGACAGAACCAAAAAACGCACUUGCGAAGCAGUUCAAGAAGUUAUUUAAGAUGAAUAAUGUGAAGUUGCAUUUUACUGAGAAGGCUCUACGGAUGAUUUCCAACAAAGCAAUGACCAAGAACACUGGUGCAAGGGGGCUAAGAGCCAUACUUGAAAGCCUUCUUACAAAUGCUAUGUAUGAGGUUCCAGAUGCAAAGAUGGGGAAAGAUAGAGUUGAUGCAGUGGUUGUAGAUGAAGAGUCAGUAGGUAGUGUAGAGGUUUGUGGAUGUGGUGGUAAGAUACUACGUGGGGAUAGUUCUCUCGAGAGAUACCUUGCAGAAGCCAACUUCAAGGAUCAGGUGCAAGGACAAGGUGCAGUUGCAGCAGAGCUGCAGGAAGGGGAAAUGGAGGACUCGUCAAGAGCAAUGAGCAUGUAGCUUUUAUCAUGUCUUCAGUUUCUUUACCUUGUAAAGAGGAUUUUCAAGUUUUCACUGUUGUACUCUAAUACUUCAUUCACUCAUAAUUCUUAGUUAUUCCCUCAACAAUACAGAGAAAGAUGAGUAUAGUAUUUAGUUUUGAAAAUAUAGUAUUUAAUGGCUAGAAGAUGUUCCCAUCCAUUAUAAUUGUACACUAAUAAAUGUUAGCAUGUAAAUUUGUGUAUUUUUUGCUGGAAAAACCAGGUUACCUCCC